AUGGAUUACUUCAAGAUUCUCCCUGAAGAGAUUACAUUAGACAUCUUAACUCGCUUACCUGUUGAAUCAGUUUUGGAGUCCAAAUUAUUUGUUGGUUCUUUUAAUGGUUUGAUCUGCCUUCUGACUCAUGCUGAAAACCAACCUUUUUGGAUUUGUAACCCUAUCACCAGGGAAUAUGUUACACUUCCAAAAAUCAAGAGAGACUGUUUUCAUACUGAUGAAUAUGGUUGUUGGAUGUUUGGAUUUGGCUAUGUUUCUUCGACGAGUGAGUAUAAAGUUGUAGUGAUAUACGUGUCAAAGACGGAGACCCAUGUCGAAGUCCGCAUAUACACCAUAGGCAGUGGAAAUGGUUGGAAAAAGCUCGGAAAGUUCAAUUAUGGAUGGAGUCCAUAUAAUUCUCUAGGCAUCUAUGUCAGUGGAGCUCUUUAUUGGGUGGAUAGAAAAGUAGAGAUGAUCAUCAUCUUCAAUUUGGCUGAGGAAAAGUUUGCUGAACAUCUUUUACCACCUCCGUUGGUACAAGAUCGGCGUUAUAGGACGAUAGGUUGGGUUCUUAAUGGAUUUUUGUCUUUUGUUGUUUUUGUAGCUGCCGACAGAUAUAGUAGAUUUUAUGACAUAUGGUUAUUGAAAAACAAGAACGAGAAUCAUGACAUGAAAGAGGGAGAGGAACAUCAGUCAUUCGUUUGGAGUAAAAAGUUUAGGAUUGAUGAUAGCCAAUUAUUAGCUGUUACAAAGGGUGAUGGUGUUUUUACUUACAGUAGUAACUAUCUCAGCAUUUACGACAGAAAAACAUCUACCUCCAAAAAGCUUGUGAAGUUUACGAAUGCGAUUGAAGUAUACCCUCACCAGAACACCUUGGUUUCAUUGAAACAAUUAGGGGAAGAAGAUACAAAAAUAAUGGAGUCAUUUGAAACUGCGGAGACAAAUAACCAUGAUUAUCCUUUAAAGAAGCUACAGGAGGAUGUGAACCCUGAAUACAUAUACUUAUAA
This is a messenger RNA of Papaver somniferum (opium poppy), 987 nucleotides long. Its product is annotated as F-box/kelch-repeat protein At3g23880-like. The transcript has 2 exons. Lineage: Eukaryota; Viridiplantae; Streptophyta; Magnoliopsida; Ranunculales; Papaveraceae. Bases 1 to 987 code for a protein of 328 amino acids. The record is from RefSeq and is a predicted model, not a curated record.